Raphanus sativus (radish) is the source of this 1188-nucleotide messenger RNA. RefSeq names its product receptor-like kinase TMK3. NCBI's taxonomy places the organism in Eukaryota, Viridiplantae, Streptophyta, Magnoliopsida, Brassicales, Brassicaceae. The transcript is spliced from 3 exons. The record is from RefSeq and is a predicted model, not a curated record. The coding region runs from base 1 to 1188 and encodes 395 amino acids. Gene Ontology annotation, molecular function: protein binding.
AUGACCAGAUCUCAUCUGCCCCUCCUCUGUCUCCUCCUCUCCUUCCUCAAUUUCGCCACUUCUCAGGACGAUGCGAUGAUCAUGCAAGCCCUUAGAUCGAGCCUGACUCUCACAUCAGACGUCAACUGGUCAAACCCUGACCCUUGCAAAUGGGAAACCGUCCAGUGCGACGGAAGCAACCGCGUCACAAGGAUCCAGCUCAAACAGAAAUGGAUCCAAGGGACUCUCCCUCCUGAUCUCGGGAAACUCUCGGAGCUCAUUGUCCUCGAUUUAUUCUCUAACAAAAUCUCUGGUCCGAUUCCCGAUCUCUCUGGACUAACGCAUCUACAGACGCUGAAUCUUCAGGACAAUUUCUUCGAUUCGACUCCGAAAAACCUCUUCUCCGGGAUGAACUCACUACAAGAAGUGUACCUCGAUAACAACCCCUUCCCGCUUGGGAGAUUCCGGAGACACUCCGAGACGCUCCCAAGCCUCGCUUCUUUAAAGCUGUCUCUGAAUAACUUACACGGAGGGUUGCCUUUGAGCUUGGCGGGCUCGUCGUUGCAGAAGCUCUAUCUCAACUGGCAGAAGCUCAACGGGUCGAUCUCGUUGUUGCAGAACAUGACUUCUCUCGUCGAGUUUGAUAUUCGAGGUAACUUCUUUUCAGGUCCCAUCCCUGAUCUCUCUGGUCUGCAGAAUCUAAGUCUGUUCAAUGUUAAAGAUAAACAGCUCACCGGCCUUGUCCCACCGUCUCUCACUGUUCUCCAAAAUCUCACUGUCGUGAAUUUAACUAAUAACUACUUUCAAGGACCGAUGCCGUUAUUCAAGAACUCAGUCGCUGUUGAUGCAAUAGCCAGCGCGAGUAGCUUCUGUCAGGAGGCUCCUGCCAUGAAUUGGAAAGGGAAUGAUUCGUGUGUUAGCUGGCUCGGGAUUACUUGUUACAAAAGUGACAUUACAGGGAUUAGCCUAUGGAGUCAGGGGCUCACGGGUUCGAUAUCUCAGAGUUUUGCUAAUCUUACUUCCUUGGAAUUGAUCGAUCUUUCUAGCAACAGCCUCACCGGGAGUAUACCGACAGAGCUUACCACUUUGCCUAAGCUUAGGCUACUAGAUGUGUCUAACAACAAUAUCAACGGUGAUGUCCCGAAGUUCAGCGGAAGUGUGAUUGUGGUGACUACUGGUAACGCUAACAUCGGAACGAAGAAUAAAUGA